AUCAUCAUUCGUCACCGCCCACAUAGACAAAGCAAAAGAAAGGAAAAACCCAAUACAAAGCAAAGAAAUAGAGACCGUCUUUUUCAUCUUUUUUACUCUCAAUUUUGUAACCCCCAAUUCUUGAAUCCCCCGGAACUUUUGUGGGAUUUUCUCUUCCGCUGUUUUCAUGGAGGAUUUCAGAUCCAAGUCAUGCAGGGAUGGGGGGAUGCAAAUGGAGGUCUAUUAUGGAGGCAGGGGGGCUGCUGCUGCUGCUGCUGCUGGACCUACCAGUAUGCAGGACCUGAGGUGCUACAGUGCAAGCUAUGGUCAACCAAAUCAAGUUGGGAAGGAAGUGAAGUUGAAGAAAAGCAAAAGCACAUUUGGGUCUUCUUCUUCUUCUUCUGCAAAAGCAUGGAGUCUGAGUGAUCCUGAGCUGCAGAGGAAGAAGAGAGUUGCUGGGUAUAAGAUUUAUGGUGUGGAAGGCAAAAUGAAGGGAUCUUUUAGGAAGAGUUUUAGGUGGAUCAAGGACACUUAUACCCAAGUUGUCUAUGGAUGGAGGUGAUAAAUGGGUUUUUCCUCUUCCUUUUCUUUUUGAGUUUUAAAUAAAGUUUGAAUCUUGGUGUGUUAUUAAUUAUGUGAAUUGAAAUCAAAAUCUUGAAAAUCUUUGAGCUUUAUUAAAUUCUUACACUUAUAUAGUUGUUGAUUGUGACUUGUUCUUGUUUGGGUGCUGAUUAGAGGACCAAAAUCUAUGACUGCAUAAUCUUAAGAUCUGUCUACAGAUUUAGUAGGGUUUGGAAUAGAAUCAUUUUCUUCAAAAAUGAUCCAACAUUUGCCCCUUUCUGUGACCUGGAACUCUGAUGGUUAUGGUUUGUUAUAUCAGUGGACUUGUUAUUUCUUGA
This is a messenger RNA of Tripterygium wilfordii, 878 nucleotides long. RefSeq lists its product as uncharacterized. Bases 167 to 541 code for a protein of 124 amino acids. NCBI's taxonomy places the organism in Eukaryota, Viridiplantae, Streptophyta, Magnoliopsida, Celastrales, Celastraceae. The record is from RefSeq and is a predicted model, not a curated record. The transcript has a single exon.